This is a messenger RNA of Gregarina niphandrodes, 2133 nucleotides long. Its product is annotated as putative transmembrane protein. Lineage: Eukaryota; Apicomplexa; Conoidasida; Eugregarinorida; Gregarinidae. The record is from RefSeq and is a predicted model, not a curated record. Bases 1 to 2133 code for a protein of 710 amino acids. The transcript has a single exon.
AUGAAUGACUACACUUUGGAGCACAACGGAUACAGCGACGUGCCUUACGCAGGGGAAUCAAUGAUGUACCCCAACCCCGCGAUGGAGGAGACGGUGUACGGUGUCUCCGAAGCAGGCGUGCAACAGCCGCUGUAUAGGCAGGCGCCGGCUGCGUACGGCGGCCCUGCGCCGUUGUACCGAAUGUCCGAGUACGAGGUGGCGCCACGAGUAUACCGCCAGGUGCCUGCUCGGUACGGCGGCGGUCCGCUGGCGGGUGGCGGGCCCGUGGGUCCGGCGGUAUACGAGAAGUAUUCGAGUGGGACGGAGAGCGUGGACAUGUCUGAGCGUGUCAAGAGUCGCUGCGACCAGUUGUCAGUGAUCCUGAUGAUUGGAUGCGUGGUGGGCUUGUUCUACAUGUUGGUGAGUUCGUCAUUUGAGGGGCGGAUUGCGGCGUUGUCGCAUCCGCUGAAUUAUCACGGUUAUGCAUGUGGCUGGGACGGGCCGGUGUCCCACCUGCCAUAUGUGUAUUACCCGCUGGACCCGAAGGAUGGGUCGCGGUUGCAGCUGUUGACAGAGCGACCGAUGUGUGUGGAGCGGUGUCCGGGCGAGGAGGACGUGGCGAAGAAGGCGUACAUUUCGAUUUCGGACGCGCGUGCCGUGAAUGUGGGUAAGAGUUUGGCGCUGGUGUCGUUGCUGCAUUCUGUGCGUUCGCCGCUGUAUGCGACUGAGGCGAACUCAGGCGGCUACUGUGUGCCCAAGGCGGGUGUGUUGCGCAGUCAGUUGCAGGCGCGCGUGACUCGGGCCACCUGGCUGCGUUCGGUGGCCUCGACAAUUGUGCACACGGCGCCGGUCUGCGCGGCGGCCGCGGUGGUGGGUUGUGUGCUCUCGUAUAUACUGGGGGUAGGGCUUGUUUCGAACCCGCGCCUGUUCGGUAGCAACAGCUACCUUUUAGCCGCUGGACUGUUGGGCACGCACGGACUGCGCGUGCUGCUCACCUACCCGCGCACACAGAUGCUGCCCGCGCUGCUCUGUCUCGGUGCGACAGCGGGCCUGCUCAGCACUCACCAAGUCGCACGCCUGCGCAUCGGCCGGGCAGAACGGCUGCUUGAGGGACUGGCGGACAUGCUGGAGACGCGCCGCAAGGAGGCGGAAAUGUAUGUCACGGCGGCGCAGUUGCUGCUGCUCGGUGUGGCCUACUCGGUCAUCACGGCAUUCUGCUUCUCGCAGACGGCACUCGACACCUCACAGGCGCCAAUGAUCGACUUCACGCUCGACCCAAAUGGCGGGCUCCGCAUCCAGCCGCUGGAAACGGUUGCGCGCUUCGCUGACCGGCGCGCGUUCUUCAAGCUGCUGCUGCUUGCUGCUUGCGGUCUAAGCAUCAUGGACUGCGCCGUAACCGCCUUCCGCGCAGUCUGCAUGGCCGUGGUCAAGCACUCCCAGCUUCCGCCCGCGACCGACCGAAGUUCGGAAAGCGGCUGCGGCCGGCCCAGCUGCCGCGGCGCAGGUUGCGAGGACUGCGCGGCAGUCCAGGCGGGCGCAGCCGGCCUGGCGCCGGCGCCGGAGUUGGGGGGGACGGAGUUGUGGCUGGGUGCGGUGCAGGAGGUGUGUGACCGGGUGGGAUCGGUAUGGGCAGUGGCGGCAGUGCAGCGAGCGACAGGAGUGUGUGGGUGGGUUGCCGACAUCUUGGCGCCCGCCUCGCCGUUUGCGGAGGCGAUGGACCGCUGGAACUACGAGGGGAAUUUGGUGGAGUUUGCAUUCGAUUCAGACACUUCGUUCACGCGCGCGGUGCAAAAAGCAGACGCCGUUGCGGCCACCGCUGCGGCUCAGCAGAGCCCCAUCCUGGCGCUGCUCGGCACGGCGCGCUGGGCCACUCGCGGCGCCGCUUUGCUCGUGUUUGCCGCCGUCUUCGUCCCCACACACACUCUGAUGCUCCUUCUCUGCGACCUAGAUGGCGGUGCUCUCGCGCCCGCCGCACAGACGCCGCUCACCGCCAGCGCUGCCGUCGCCGCACUCACCGCCUACGUCGCACGACUCCGCCUACGCGGUCUGGACGCUACCGCAGACGCCGCGCUCUACCUCGCAGAACUGCGCCAGUGCCCACUCGCACAAGACGAAGUACUCCACGCCGUCCGGCAAGCCGCAGACUUCGACUAA